CUGUGCUCAGCAAUAGGAAAUGCUUUAUUAGCUGGGAGUGGUGGAGACAAGCCAGGCAGGAAGAGGCAGUAAUAAGAAACAUUUUUUGACUUCUCCCACAUCCAGGGCUCAGAGAGCUUGCCAAGCAGCCGCGCUCGGACACGGGGACGGAGGCCGGACCCCCUGGGGCUGGGAAAGGCAGUCCAGGCGCACCACCCCACUCCCCAGCUGCGGCUGGCGGGACACCAAAGCCAGCCCGCUACCCUGCCCUGCCCGCUUCCCGUCUGCAACGCCAGGAGGGGACAAGGAGGAAGGGGGCUGCCCCAUGACGCUGCUUCAGGUCGGAGCUCAUAGCGCAGGGGAGAGCGGCCCGGGGUGAGCCCAGUGAAUGUCCCGGGCGCUGCUACCGGCGGAGGCUCGCGUUUGGGAAGAGUCGCCAGCCCCAUCGGCCGCAGAGGCGGGCAGAGCCCCCAGAGCUGGGGGUCCCUGCAGCACCCCUGCCCCAGACAGUGCCAUCCAGGAGAGGGAAGACCACCUGCAGCUCCAGAGCAGCCGCCAGCAGUGCUGGAAUUGCUUCUGGCCGCUGGGGCCAGGCUCUGGUCCUCGCUCCAGCAAAGUCGGCGGGACGUCUCCGGGUUUGCACUGGUGCAGCACAGCUCAGACUCGGACCCCGCUCCCUCAUUAAGGAGGAAGAAGGCUGCGGGGAGCCAUGGGGGCCAUCCUUCUGGGCGCGCUGACCCUCCUGUGGAGCUUUCCAGCCGAGGGGCUGAGGUGCAUCUGCGACCGGCCGCAGUGUGAGAACACCACCUGCGUGGGGAAGAAGUGCUUCGUGAGCAGGAGCCUGGAGAAUGGGCACGUUGUCCGCAGCAAGGGCUGCAUCAGCUCCAACUUCCAGGAGCAGUGCCAGACCGCCGCCAUGGAGCAGUACGCGAUGGAGUGCUGCUCCUCCAACAUGUGCAAUGAGAACAUGGACGUCCAGCUGAAAGAGGUGCCCCGAGAGGACACUUCUCUGAAGAACCUUCUCCUGAUGAUCUUCGUGCCCCUGUCGGCCCUCCUUGUCCUGGGGGUGCUCCUCGCGCUCUUCUCCUGGAAGAUGGUGCAGCACUGCCAGAAGAGGCAACAGUUCACCCACAACAACCUGGGGGAUUUGGACCUUGUGCUGAAGGGCUCCACGGUUGGGGACAGCACCUUAGAGGACCUGCUGAGUGACGACUGCACCACUGGCAGUGGCUCCGGCUUGCCCUUCCUCGUCCAAAGGACCGUGGCACGGCAGAUCACGCUGGUGGAGUGCGUAGGAAAGGGGCGCUACGGGGAGGUGUGGCGAGGCAUGUGGCACGGGGAGAACGUGGCUGUGAAGAUCUUCUCCUCCCGGGACGAGCAGUCGUGGUUCCGCGAGACGGAGAUCUACAACACGGUGCUGCUUCGGCACGACAACAUCCUGGGCUUCAUCGCCUCCGACAUGACCUCGAGGAACUCCAGCACCCAGCUGUGGCUCAUCACGCACUACCACGAGAACGGCUCGCUCUAUGACUACCUGCAGAGGAUGGCUCUGGACACCGAGACCUGCCUGCGCCUAGCCUCCUCCAUUGCCUGUGGCCUGGUCCACCUGCACGUGGAGAUCUUUGGGACGCAGGGGAAACCGGCGAUUGCUCACCGAGACCUGAAGAGCAGGAAUAUCCUGGUGAAGAACAACAGGCAGUGCUGCAUCGCCGACCUGGGCCUGGCGGUCAUGCACUCUCAGGGCAGCGACUACCUGGACAUCGGGAACAACCCUCGCGUGGGCACCAAGCGCUACAUGGCGCCGGAGGUGCUGAAUGAGCAGAUCCGUACAGAUUGCUUUGAGUCCUACAAGCAGACGGAUAUCUGGGCGUACGGCCUGGUGCUGUGGGAGAUCACCCGCAGGACGGUUGUGAACGGCAUCGUGGAGGAGUACAGGCCUCCGUUCUUUGACGUGGUUCCGAGCGACCCCAGCUUCGAGGACAUGAAGAAAGUGGUGUGCGUUGACCAGCAGACGCCCUGCAUCCCGAACCGCUUGUACUCUGACCCGGUUUUGUCUGCCCUGGCGAAGAUCAUGAAGGAGUGCUGGUUUCAGAACCCCUCUGCCAGGCUCACAGCCCUGAGGAUUAAAAAGACACUGAAGAAGCUGAACAGCUCCCUAGAAAAACCCAAACAAGACUAUUAAGUGCAGGGCACAGACCCAAGAGCCCUGGGAUCAGGUUUCUGACUCGGUCUCUCAGGCUUCGGUGUAGUAGGGAAGCCGCAGAGGUUCAAGGUCACUGACUAUAGGUUGAUCCCCGCCUCUUGAGGGGACUGUAAAACCUGGUUUUUCCUUCUAAGUCCAGCCCUGGUCUGGCGGAUGGAUUUUGGCUACGACCCCCCCGCCCCGCCGGAUGAUCUCAGCCUGCUGCAGAGGAGAGCUGCGCAGCAGCUGCCUGUGGCCUCCGGCGUGCAUUUCGCAUUGAUUCUCCAGCGUCCUCUGGGUUGGGCCUUUUUUUAUUCUCGAAAAAAACCCCCAAGCUCUCCUGGCCCAUUUAUAAAAAUACCCCCCAGAUCUGUAAUCUGACGCCAGCCGGUCUCGCCUGCCAGACGGGAACAUUAGCACCAGUCGAGAGUGUGACCUCCCCCUGCGCCCCACCCCGCCCCGCGCCGGGAGUGGGCAGUCGCCUUGGAAAUCCUUGUCGGGACCGCUCUGGAAGCAAGAGUCUUGUUUUAGCACUGGGGAGCUGGGUGCACGUGUGUGCAGGCAUGCACGCGUGCACAUGUGUCUGCCCGCCUGAAUAGCACAAGGGAGAGCUCGAAAUAGCCGGCGGCCCGGCAGCAGCUCAGAGCGUAUCGUGAGACCCCUGGCGCGUGCUCUGCGUGCGCAUGUGUGUGCUUGUCUGACGUCUGCAUGCAGGGGGCGUAGCCAGGACUGCAGGGGAUGCUCAUAUUUAGCGUCUCAUUGGGAAAAAUAAAAGCCUGCUCCCUCCUCCAGUGCAAAACCCCACGGGAAGGUCCACAUUUACCACCCCUGAGUCUCCCUGGGCCUUCCAGUCUGACUGUGGCUGCCGUGUAAUUCAUGGCCCCCUCUGCCAGCUGCGGUGGAGUCCUGAGCUUGCCACGUACCAGGCCUCUUAUUUGCGUCAGACCCAGGGGCUCUCUCCUUUACCUCCCCUUCUUUAUACCAGCAAACAGGUGAUGCCUGCAGCCACCUGCAGUCCAGUACUAGUAGCACCUUGCUGGGCUGCCCCAACCUCCUGGGGGGAGGAAUUUCUCUGUCCUGCAGCUCCCUCCCUUCCAUGUGGCCACCCAGCUCCUGUCUCCGGAGAAAACCCCCAGCUGCCCGUGGCUGGAGAGCAGAGCCCCAUCGCUGCCACAGCCAAACAUGAAGGCACAUAGGCUUGACCCAAACCCGAGCCUCUCCUGUGAUUCUGGCACCAGCAAUGAUCCCAGCCCAGCGCUCCCACAGCAACAGAGCGCCCGGGGCGUCCCCAGCAAGGGUGCAACAUGCAGUGCUUUCUGUAUUAUUAUUUUUGCAAUUUCUCCAGCAAAAGACAGUGCCAGGUCAGGUCUGGGCCACCCUCCCUUCUCCACGAUUCGGCUGUGCUGCAUCCCGUCUCUGCCCCAUGAGGUACUUCAGAGUUGUUUGCUUCCCUGAGGACAGGAGUUACCUAGCCACGUGCCGAGCAGAUUUGCUAAGGAGAGUCCUGAGCUGCUCCCAUGUCCAGCACCUGGAUGAGGCCUGAAGGGCCCGAGCUUCCAGACCGUGCAGCCUAGAGAUGAGACCUGUCUGCCGCUCUUCCCUGAGGCUGCUGGAUGCACAGAGGCCCGGUGCCUCUCUCCGGUCGGUCUCCCAGAGCCCAGGCGGCCGUGUGUUACCAGGGGCUGACCAUCCCCUGCACUGGAGGUGUCAGUGCUCGUGUGAGAUAGCUGUGUGGCACGAGCACCCUGCCAAGGUGCCUCACACUCCCUUUGCACAGGUGCCAGUGACACCGGGGCGAUCGGCCGGCAAUGCUCUUGCAGCUAUUGCCAAGAUCCGCCCCACUGCCAUGCGCCAAGGGGUGCUCCAUGCCCUCGAGGGCUGAGGGCGCCCCAAAUUCAACCUGCAGCUGCGCUGCCGCUGUCACCAGAGGGCGAGGACGGAGCAGAACAGCUGCAGGUUUCCGUGUCAGGGAUUGCAGCCAACAAGCAGCUACUGCUCAGCUAUCGCAGAAGAUAUGAGCGGAGCAAAAUAUUAUGGCUUUGUGGGUGCUGUUUGUGAUCACAGCUACGGGCCGGCCCCGAGAGAUUCCCAGUGCGCGGAGGGAGGGUGCCCCUGCCCAUCCAGGCCCUUGGGGAAGAGGGAGGGGGGCUGGUGUUUGCACAGGAAGGGCCUGAUCCUGCUCCUUGCUGCAGCCAGCUGGGAACUCGGCCUCUGCUUUCAAAGGGGCGCAGGUCUGAGCUCUUGGUCUGGCUCCUGGCAAGUUGCUGGAGCAGCCCAGGGAGUGCUGCCAAGUCAGGGCCCCGAGACCUCUUCCCCCACUCUUCUGGGCCCCUCACACGGCUCGUCCAUCCCUGCGAGUGGGGCCAUGCACAGGCUCAAAACAGGGGGGCUCUUUAAUGACCUUAUUGAACAGUGGCUUGAAACCCCGUUCCUGGGUCACCCCCCAUGGCACUCGCCUGGCAGCCAGCGGUGUCUUCAAGGCUGAGAAACAGUGCCUGCUGCACCCCCAGCCCUCCCUCCACUGGAGUUCAGCCGCACAAAGGUCUCUCAGCUACCGAGGGGCCAGUCCCGAAGUUCCCAUUUGACCCCCAUGCUGGCCCACAGGCUGCAGCUCUGCAGUGCGGCGGGAUCCAUUUGGUCUCCUCUGCAACUUCAAGGACACCCAGCAAGGCAGCUUUGGGCCUAGGCAAUAGCUAUUUAAAUAUUAAGAUUUAAUAUAUUGAAUAAAGUGUAAAGCUAUUUUCUCUCUGCCUCAUACGCUCAGCAAGGCAGCAGGGAGAGGAGGGAACCUGCCGCCGAGAGCUCGCGAACCAUUUUUAUUUAUUGCUCCUGUGUACUAGCAUCCCAGCUCUCAUUUGCAUCUAGCUCCCACAAUAAACCACACUUCCACCUGUU
Alligator mississippiensis (American alligator) is the source of this 5056-nucleotide messenger RNA. It is a transcript of the gene ACVRL1, whose product is annotated as activin A receptor like type 1. The transcript is spliced from 11 exons. Gene Ontology annotation, molecular function: ATP binding; SMAD binding; transforming growth factor beta receptor activity, type I. Gene Ontology annotation, biological process: protein phosphorylation; angiogenesis; dorsal/ventral pattern formation. Gene Ontology annotation, cellular component: plasma membrane; BMP receptor complex. The record is from RefSeq and is a predicted model, not a curated record. The coding region runs from base 689 to 2161 and encodes 490 amino acids. NCBI's taxonomy places the organism in Eukaryota, Metazoa, Chordata, Crocodylia, Alligatoridae.